This is a messenger RNA of Diatraea saccharalis (sugarcane borer), 1671 nucleotides long. Lineage: Eukaryota; Metazoa; Arthropoda; Insecta; Lepidoptera; Crambidae. The record is from the annotation of a GenBank genome assembly.
AUGUCGAGCAGCAGCAGCUCUGAAGAAAAUGUGGAAACGGUUUUAGAUGCCGUAGAGAUUGAAAGCUCCGGAGAAGAACCACCGAUGAGUGAGUGGUCUUCACUCACCAUAUCUCUUCAGGAGGAAAACAAAAAAAGAGCGCUGCACGCAAAAGGUCUUUACUCUCCUGGAAGCGGCGAAGUAUGCGGGAAGUAUAUAACAAUGUCUGAUAGCGAAAUCUUCAAACAUCACUAUUAUAACUACCCCGCUGUUCACGAUCCUGGCAUCAUGAACGCUCUCUUGACCAGUGAUAAGCCUACCAUAUAUGCAGACGACGGUCGAGACUUAUAUAUAGCACUCUGUGAAGAAAUGAAUACACCUGUCGUAAGAAUGUUUCACUCUGGUCUUUCCAGUGAUGUAAUCAGUCUCAGUUACUAUGGCCUUGACCCAUAUGCAGUCCGUCCAAUAGCAUUGGCUCUUCAGUAUAAUAAAUCUGUACGUCGAUUAGACCUAAGUGGUAAUUUUCUCAACGAUGACGCCUGCUUUCAUUUGUCUCAAAUGUUGACUACCAACACAGUAAUAAAAGAACUUAAUCUGAGCGGAUGCCGCAUAGAACCUUCAGGUAUAUUACGUUUAGGAAGCACUUUAGGUGUAAAUAGGAGUCUCGAAGUCCUCAACCUUUCGAAGAAUUGCAUGGGUGAAGAAGGUGGAAUACAUUUUGCUAAACAGAUCGGAGAUGGUGCUGGAGUACCACGUAUAAACUUGAGUUACAAUGAACUUGGCAGACUUUCAGCGUUCGCAUUAGCCGAGGCUUUAGAAUAUCGAAACAAAAUAACUCAUUUAGACUUGUCCUGGAACAACUUUUUCCAUGCCCCUUCAGCAGUUAAGAUGUUCGAACAAUUGGCAGACAGUGAUGUAUUAGAAGAACUAAAUUUAUCUUGGAAUUCGUUGGAGGGAGAAAGAAUAGCCGGUGCCAUUUCAUCACUUUUGCUUAUACCGAAGCUGAAAAUAUUGAAUUUGAGUAAUAACAGACUCAAAGAUGAAGCAAUAACACUAAUUAUUUCCAAACUUAUGAAAGCUAAGAAAUUGUCAACUAUUGAUUUCUCGUUCAACCCUUUGAGUACUACAGAUGCCUACGCCGUAUUGGAAAAGAUGUUAAGACCUCGUGUAAAAGUUGAUACUCUGUUAAUGGAAGGUAUAUCUGUAGAGAAAAAAUUCCUUGGAUUACUGGAGAAGGUUAUGAAGAUGAAAUGCCGCAAAAACUUUUCAGUUAAACAUGGAAGAGUUCUCAGUAACUGGACAAUUGAAGGUCCUAAUGUAAGAACAGUAUUAUUAGAAAGAGCAAGCUAUCUUGGACGAAAAGAUAAAAAGAGGCGUGUUGAUAUAGCUCUAUUCUUCUUAAGGAUGUAUAAAGAAUACCCGAAACCGAUUCCUGUGAAAACACUCAUGGAUCAAAUAGAUUUGGAGAAGGUUCCUUUGGAUGAGGAUUUAAUUAACGAGAUGGCAGGCUUAUUCCCUGGACCAAAGAGUGCAAAAACGAAAUUGAUUAACAUCGAAGCUGUUUGUGAAUAUAUUCAUAGGAUUUGGCCCGAGAAAAAGUUGCCACCGACUCCGCCGCCUGAACCAGAACCUGAACCAGAGCCAGAGCCGCCACCACCUCCACCGAAAGGCAAAAAAGGCAAAAAGAAAUAA